Molecule: messenger RNA, 1111 nt
Organism: Lycium barbarum (goji berry)
Lineage: Eukaryota; Viridiplantae; Streptophyta; Magnoliopsida; Solanales; Solanaceae
Exons: 6
Coding region: 304-660 (118 amino acids)
Source: RefSeq, a predicted model, not a curated record
AAAAGCGGAAAAGGAAAGAAAAUAUCCAACAACAAAUUAUAGUUGUUAUUCCUAAUUUCAUUUCCCCGAAAAUCCCUCAUUGUUGUCGGCGCUCAAGAAACUUCCUCUCUCUAUGCAAAUCGGGUUCGACCUCCUCUUGUUUGUGGAAAACGAAAGUGAAAUCUACUCCUACUUUUCAUUGUUGUGCAUCCUCGUGUGUUGAAUGGUCUCUUCCAGGUGCGAAGAUAAAAAGAUGAACUUUGUUGUGCGUCGCUGAUGUACAUUGAUUGAACUUCUGGAUUUUGUGAAGCGCGGAACUUGAGUAUGGAUUGGCGUAAGGAGCAAGUAAGGUACAGAUACCAGCUUUGGAGAUUCGCCCGCUUAGGACAUCUACCCUGCGGUUUUUGGAGUGCUCCUUUGUCCGGAGCCUACGUUUUGGUGCGGGGAAAGAACCAGCGUUGGAAUAGGGAAUUCCUCCAGAUCACGUUCUUGGAAGGCAAAGGAUGCUAUAUUUUGUGCUGCAGGUCCGGACAGAGUUACAGGAGGACCACUACAGUAGGGCUACAGCUUCAGCAAGCACCACUACUCCGAGCUUGCUAUAUUUUGGUAUAUCUAUGCUACUAUGAUACUUGUCCUUAUGUUAUAGGUCCGGACAGAGUUACAGGAGGACCACUACAGUAGGGCUACAACUUCAGCAAGGGUCAGCAAGCACCACUACUCUGGGUUUGCUUUUUUUGGUAUAUCUAUGCUACUAUGAUACUUGUCCUUAUGUUAUGGGUAUGUCGGGGCCCUGUCCCGACGCUUAUGCUUGUACGCAUACUCCUAGAGGCUCAUAGACAUUGUAGCAUGUGUAUGCAUUGUCUGUUGAUCUGGUCAGUCUUGGAUAGUCGAAGUAUGCUUUUGGACAACCUUGUCGGCCAGCCUAUGCAUACCGUCAUUCACAAAGAUGUUAUGUUAACUUUGUGUUGGGCUUUUCUUUAUGCAGGUGCGCUUAUAUGCAUAUGAUGAUAAUUACGAUUAGAAUAGUUGUUUUAAGGUUAUAUUAUGUCACGGUAGGUGGUACCCAGCUGUUAGAGUCAGGUGCCCGUCAUAACCCUUGUCGAGGUGUGACAAUAUGAUUGCAAGGGAUCUU